Molecule: messenger RNA, 741 nt
Organism: Vidua chalybeata
Lineage: Eukaryota; Metazoa; Chordata; Aves; Passeriformes; Viduidae
Gene: GRXCR2
Product: glutaredoxin and cysteine rich domain containing 2
Exons: 3
Coding region: 1-741 (246 amino acids)
Biological process (GO): sensory perception of sound
Cellular component (GO): stereocilium base; microvillus; stereocilium shaft
Source: RefSeq, a predicted model, not a curated record
AUGGACGAGCCCCAGAAGAAACUCAGCCAGCGGCACGAGGGACGGCCCCGCAAGGUGAGGUUCAAGAUAUCCUCGGCGUACAGCGGGCGGGUGCUGAAGCAGGUCUAUGAGGACGGGCAGGAGCUCGAGCCCCCGGCCAAGGAGCACUCGCGGCGCUUCCUGCGCCACGGCUUCGAGCCAGGGGAGCACCUCUGCGGGCCCGGCGAGCUGCCCGAGAACAGGUUCUGCUGGCCCACGGCCCUGACCGCCCGCAGGAUCAGCGUACUGCGAGAGGAUCACACACACGGGCUCACGGGGAGCGCGCCCCUGCUCAGCGACUGCCGGCCCGGCGCCGGCCUCUGCAGGACUUCUCCAGUUGUAGAUUUUGGCAAGAUCAUCAUCUACACCAAUAACCUGAAAAUCAUCCGUGCACCGAUGGACCAGAAAGAGCUCAUGAGAAGAAUUGUCCAGACUGAGGGGAUAAAUGACUGGACGUUCAUGUACCGGGAGAAUAAAGAACAAUUUAGUGGUGGCCAUAAAAAAGAUGUGGAGAAUAAGGUCACUUACAACCAGUACAUGCAGGAGGGCCAUGCUGAGCACGGCUGUUCCCAGUGCAAAGGCUCCGGCUGUGCUCCCUGCUCACUGUGCCACGGCAGCAAGUUCUCGAUGCUGGCAAACAGAUUCCGGGAGUCCUACCGGGCGCUGCGGUGUCCGGCGUGCGACGAGAGCGGGCUGCAGCCGUGCCGGGUGUGCGCUGCCUGA